UGAACGCAGCAUAGAGGCGCCCUCUCUUUUCGUGUUUGGCAGACCGAAGUCAACUUCGACUUAAUCCUCGAAGCAGCAUGUCUUCUGAGGAGAUUUAUCUGUCUUACCAUGGAGUUCUGCUCCCGAAGGAGACUCACUCGUUGGAGAGUUUGAGGUUUGCGCAGGAUUUCACCUUUAAAGACGAUGAUGUGGUGGCGGUCGUGUAUCCAAAGUCAGGUACAGUCUGGAUGCAGGAGAUCCUCCCUCUGGUGCUGAAUGGAGGAGAUCUGACUCCGAUUCACACUGUUCCUAACUGGGACAGGGUGCCCUGGCUGGAGGAGAAAAGAUUAGAAGUGGUAGUGGAUAAGUUGGCUUCCCCACGGCCUAUGGUCUCACACCUUCCAUACCACCUCAUGCCCCCCUCUUUCCUCACCUCUAAAGCCAAGGUGAUCUAUGUCAUGAGGAACCCCAGAGACGUCAUGGUGUCGUCAUACUUCUUUCAUCAGAUGGCUGGAUUCCUCCCAGAUCCAGGAACGUUCGAUGAGUUCAUGAACUCUUUCCUGGAGGGCAAAGUGAUGUUUGGAAAAUGGACAGACCACGUGAAGAGCUGGAAACACACAGAGCUGGGUGACAGAAUAAUGUACAUCACAUAUGAGGAGAUGGUUCAGGACCUUCCUGCAGCUCUCAGGAGGAUGUCAGAUUUCCUGGGUCGUGAUCUGAGUGAGGAAACCAUCCAGAAGAUUACAGAGCACUGCUCCUUCAAGACCAUGAAGGACAACGUCAUGUCCAACUUCAGCCUGGUGCCGAAGGUGUACCUGGACAACGACAAAUCUCCAUUCCUCAGGAAAGGUGUCAUAGGAGACUGGAAAAACCAUUUCAGCUCAGAACAGCUGGCCAAAUUCACGUCAGUCAUUGACAAAGAUCUGGAGAAGGAGAGCUUCACUCUGCCCUGGAGCUUGGACUGAACAGCAGACAGGUGUUUAGUGCUAAAUACUUUUGAUAGUUUUGAUAGAUACUGUUUCAUUUUCUGUCUUCCUGAUGUUGUAUACCUGAUGACUGCUUUUGAAAACAAUUAUGACACCAUGUUUAUAUUUUUGUGGAAGCUGUUUAUCAGGAAUGCCAUGAAGCGAUACCCUGAAAUUUGGCACAAACUAGAAACUGUACUAAAAGAUGAUUGGAUCAUAUUCUGGUAGCAGAGGUCAAGGUCACUCUGUUGGAAAUAUAUCAGUACACAGUAGCUUUACUGGUUGGCCGAGGGGUACACAUGCAAUAAUGACACAAAAAGUAACAGCUGCCCUUCCUGUACCAAAGUGUCAACCUGCCAAAAGUGAGCAAGUGAACAAAAUAAAAACAACAAAACAGAAAAAAGAAGAAAAAACAAAAGAGACAAGAAAGACUUUUGUAAGUUGACAUCAACCACAUUUGACUUUUUUUUGUAUUUUAGUUCUCCUGAAACUAUUUGAUUAAGUUUUCAUGGAAUGAUAAAUAUUUUAUUAAUAGUAUUAUUCAUUUAACAUUUGACUAUUGUUUCACUAUCAUUGAUUUAUUUCCCAGUUAUUGAAUAAAGUUUUUACUGAAAGAAAAGUGAA
Molecule: messenger RNA, 1568 nt
Organism: Notolabrus celidotus (New Zealand spotty)
Lineage: Eukaryota; Metazoa; Chordata; Actinopteri; Labriformes; Labridae
Gene: sult2st3
Product: sulfotransferase family 2, cytosolic sulfotransferase 3
Exons: 6
Coding region: 78-944 (288 amino acids)
Biological process (GO): sulfation
Cellular component (GO): cytoplasm
Molecular function (GO): sulfotransferase activity
Source: RefSeq, a predicted model, not a curated record